AUGGCAGGACCCUCCAGCUUCGCCGCCAGGCGCAAGGUCAAGGGCGUGCAGCUCACCAUCAUGGUCGUCGGCCAGUCCGGCACCGGCCGCACGACUUUCGUGAACACGCUGUGCGAGCAGCCACUCAUCCAGCACCAGCAGCCGGUUGCGCCGGAGGAGGCUCACCUCGAGUCGGGCAUCCGCAUCAACCCUGUCCAAGUCGAGCUCGAGGAGGACGGCGUUCGCGUCUCGCUCACCGUCGUCGACACGCCUGGCUUUGGCGACCAGAUUGACAACGAGUUCACCUUCAACGAGAUCAUGGGUUACCUCGAGCGGCAGUACGACGACAUCCUUGCCGAGGAGAGCAGGAUCAAGCGUAACCCUCGCUUCCGCGACAACCGCGUUCACGCUCUCCUCUACUUCAUCACGCCUACCGGUCACGCCCUCCGCGAACUCGACAUCGAGCUCAUGCGCCGCCUCGCUCCUCGCGUCAAUGUCAUCCCCGUCAUCGGCAAGGCCGAUUCGCUCACCCCGAGCGAGUUGCACGACUUCAAGCGCCGCGUGAUGGAGGACAUCGAGUACUACAGCAUCCCCAUUUACAACUUCCCCUACGACGCCGAGGAGGACGACGAGGACACGAUCCAGGAGAACAGCGAGCUCAGGGCGCUCAUGCCUUUCGCCAUCGUCGGAUCCGAGGAGGAAGUCGAGGUUAACGGCCAGCCCGUCCGCGCGAGGCGGUAUCCGUGGGGCAUCGUCGAGGUCGACAACCCUCAGCACAGCGACUUCCAGCGCCUUCGUACCGCUCUUCUCCAGACCCACCUCCACGACGUCAAGGAGAUCACGCACGACUUCCUCUACGAGACGUUCCGAUCUGAAAAGCUGUCUCGCAGCCUCGUCGGCGACUCAAUGGGCGCCGGGUACGGAGCAGGCCAGGACGCGAGCGUCAACCCCGAGGACUUGGCGACGCAGAGCGUGCGCAUCAAGGAGGAGCAGCUCAAACGCGAGGAGGACAAGCUGCGCGAGCUCGAGCUCCGCACUCAGCGCGAACUUGCCGAGCGCAGGCAAGAGCUUCUCGCGAAGGAAGAGCUCCUCCGCUCGCUCGAGGCUCGCCUCGCCGACGCGCAGCACUCGAACUCGUCGACUCCGCUCCCUCCCUCUCAGCCUCAGUCGCCCAUCCCGCAGCAAGGCCAGCCGCACCCCGUUCUCACGCCUCACGGUGGCGCACCGACCAACGGAUUGCAGUAG
Messenger RNA from Rhodotorula toruloides NP11, 1224 nucleotides. RefSeq names its product Septin. Bases 1 to 1224 code for a protein of 407 amino acids. Gene Ontology annotation, cellular component: septin ring; septin complex; microtubule cytoskeleton. Gene Ontology annotation, molecular function: molecular adaptor activity; GTPase activity; GTP binding. The record is from RefSeq and is a predicted model, not a curated record. Gene Ontology annotation, biological process: cytoskeleton-dependent cytokinesis. NCBI's taxonomy places the organism in Eukaryota, Fungi, Basidiomycota, Microbotryomycetes, Sporidiobolales, Sporidiobolaceae. The transcript is spliced from 9 exons.